GCGGCGGCGGCGGGGGCUCCGGAGGAGGGCUCCAGCGCGGCUCCCGGCUCUCGGUGAAGCGCGCCCCGCUUCCCCGGCUCACUGCACCCCGCUGCCGGCGCCCUUUCGAGAGCUUCGUGCCCUGGCUCGGCUCGUUCUCCGAGGGGCUCCGGGGGGGCCAGAGCUGCCUGCAUGACACUCCGGCGGGGAGAAAAGACCACCAUCAGCAUUCAGGAGCAUAUGGCCAUUGACGUGUGCCCGGGUCCCAUCAAGCCCAUCAAACAGAUCUCCGACUACUUCCCCCGCUUCCCCCGGGGGCUCCCGACGGCAGUCAGCCGGACCGGCUCCCUGCAGGCCGACGGCAGCCAAGCCUCGGUCAGCCCCUCCGAACCCCCCAGGGACGACGACGAGGAUGUGGACCAGCUGUUCGGUGCCUACGGCCCCGGCCCCAGCCGCCAGCGGCAGCCCCCGGCCCAGCCCCAGCCCCAGCCCUCGGCGGGCGGCAGCGGCGGCGCCGGCAAGCCCGAAGAAGACCUGGACGGGGAGGGCUACGACUCGGAUGACUGCACUGCCCUGGGGACCUUAGACUUCAGUUUGCUCUACGACCAGGAAAACAACGCCCUUCAUUGCACCAUCAAUAAAGCCAAGGGACUGAAGCCAAUGGACCAUAAUGGGCUGGCAGAUCCAUAUGUCAAACUGCAUUUGCUCCCGGGAGCAAGUAAGGCAAAUAAACUCAGAACAAAAACCCUUCGGAAUACCCUAAACCCCACCUGGAACGAGACCCUCACCUACUAUGGAAUCACUGACGAAGAUAUGAUUCGGAAGACCCUCAGGAUUUCCGUCUGUGACGAGGACAAAUUCCGCCACAAUGAGUUCAUCGGGGAGACCCGGAUCCCCCUGAAAAAACUAAAACCCAACCAGACCAAGACCUUCAGCAUCUGCUUGGAAAAACAGCUGCCAGUGGAUAAGACGGAAGACAAGUCCCUGGAAGAGCGAGGGCGGAUCCUGAUAUCCCUCAAGUACAGCUCCCAGAAGCAGGGCCUGCUGGUGGGCAUCGUGAGGUGUGCCCACCUGGCGGCCAUGGAUGCCAACGGAUACUCCGACCCCUACGUGAAAAUAUACCUGAAACCGGACGUGGACAAAAAGUCCAAACACAAGACAGCUGUGAAGAAGAAAACCCUGAAUCCGGAAUUUAAUGAGGAAUUCUGUUAUGAAAUUAAGCACGGAGACCUGGCUAAGAAGACCCUGGAAGUCACUGUUUGGGAUUACGAUAUCGGCAAAUCCAAUGAUUUCAUUGGAGGAGUCGUGCUGGGCAUCAAUGCCAAGGGAGAACGCCUAAAGCACUGGUUUGACUGCCUAAAAAACAAGGACAAGAAAAUCGAGCGCUGGCACACGCUGACCAACGAGCUGCCCGGGGCCGUGCUCAGUGACUGACCUCCGCCCCAGCCCCCCACCCCCACCGCCAGCAACACUUCAGGGUCUGAGAUUUAUGUUUACUCAGCAGCAUCACAAGGCUCCUGAACCACUGCAUCCGCAAAAAUGCCGCCUCGCCUGUCCCCCCGGACACUGGGAACGGCUCCGGGCUGGGCCACGGAGGGAUAAAGUCCCGGGCCCAGGGGACCGAUCCAGGCCCCAAGAGCCAACCAUCCCCCGCUAUUGGAGCUUGAGCUGGGGCCGGGCCCAUCUCUUACUGGUCCCUGAACCCCUUUCCCUCUCUCUGCUUCCUAAGGGGCCACAGGAGUUGGGAGACGGGGCUUUAGGGGGUGGGAGUGGAGAGGGGGAGGACAUCUGGCUGCCCCAACCCUAGCUGGCUCCAUCCCGAGGAGACAGGAAGAAUGGGCAGCUCCUGACCCAGCCGAGCCUAAAGUCAGAGGAGGUUGACCAGCAAGCCAGAGGAAAGUGCAGCGCCAAGGGGCUGGAGUGAGGUGCCUGAGGCCUGAUUCCCACAUGAGGCUUGGUGGGAAAGGGACGGGCUGGGAUUCCAGGCCACGCCGACCCAGUGAUGCUGUGACUUUCCUCCCUGGCAUUCCCGGAAGCGGAGGAGCCUUGAAGCCCACCGGAGCAGAUUCACCCCGAGUCUCCUGGCCCAUCUGUCACAGGGAAGCUCACGCUCUUGGCCAGACAUUUUGCAGGGGGCAAAGGCGUGUAAGGAGGAGUCAAGUGGGCAGUGAUACCAGGCAGCCACUGGCUCACGGGGCAGCCCAGGGGGACGCCAGAAGUGGGACCCUGAGCUCCAUCCUCAAAAGGCCCAAACCACCCAAAUGCUCCUGGUCCUCCAGCUGAUCCUGCAAGAGGCUGAAUCCUCCUUGUCCCAGGACAGGCUUCUUGGCUGGGGACCUCAGAGCUGUGAAGGCUACGCCGGGCUUGGGGUGGACAAGGCAGCUGAUCCUCCUCUCGCCCUUCCUCAAAGCAAUGCUGUCACUGGAUCAUCAUCCCCCAUUUUACAGAUGAAGAAACUGAGGCUCUCAGAAGAGACAAGGUUUGCCUGGAGUCUGAGAUGGGAUUUGAUCCUGGAUUUCCUGGCUCCGAGUCCUAAGCUCUAGCCACCAGGCCACCCUGUCUCUCCUCCACACAGGGCACAGGGUUGAGCGCUAAGGGACACAGAAGUGUGUUUCUUCCUCUGUCACAUAUCUAAGCUCAUCUCCACCUGGCAAGGCACAAGGGAGGCCCUCCUGCCUCCUCCCUAAAUUCCCAAGGAAUAACAGCUGCUGACAGGCAGGAUUUGGAGCUGGCAGGGACCACGGGCAUCGUUCAUGCCACUGCCCGGAGGGAACCGAGGUGUCGAGAAGUGAACUUUCCAGGUUAGCCCGGGAAUAAGGGGCAGCAGAGCACAAGCCCAGGGCUGCUGCCCCCGAACCACAUGCCUUCUAACAGACAGACUGACCUACCGAAAAGGACUCACGGGUCCAGAUGGGACGAGGUGCUGGUCCUUGACUCUCCGUGGCCCCAAUUGGGGUUUCCUUGGCAGAGACACUGAAGCAGUUUGUCAUUCCCAACUCCAGCUCAUUAUACAGAUAAGGAACUGAGGCAAAUGGUGUUAAGUGACUUGCCCAGGGUCACAUAACUAGAAAGUGUCUGAGGGAAGAUUUGAACUCAGGAUGAUGAAUGAACUAUGGCGCCCCUUAAGUGCUUCAGUCCGAUAUGUGUAUCCUAUAAAAGUCAUCCUAUAAAGUCUGUAUUAAGGGAUGGGGGCCAGCAAAAGCAUUUCACUGGAGGGGAAUCUGAGGCAAGGGGCAUUCUGGGCCCAGAGAGAAUGGGUGAGAGCAUCCUGAUCCCUUCUAAACCAUCCAGGAAAGCUAAAGAACACAGAACCAAAAAAUGUGAGAGCUAGAAGAGGCCUUAAGGUAAACUUCAAGCCCUUAUACAGAGAGGGAAACUGAGGCACAUGAAGCAACUAUACCACAGGCUGGUAUUGAUGGUGAGGCUGGGACGGCCAGGCCCGUUUGAGACAAGAGAGGAGGGGGUUUUGCGCACACAGCAAACACCAGAGCUCACAGUAUGUUAUGUUCUACCCCCGGCCUUCCUUCCCCCUGGUCCCUUAGCCCUCCUGCUGCUGUGAAGGAUUCCUCCCAUUUCCCUCCCAGCCCAACCCAUGGCAUUAGAGACAGCAAGGGAAGGGAAAGGCUUCCAGGGGCUAAUCUUCCUGGCAAGUUCCAAUCCACUCGGAAGUGGGAGGCUCACAGCACAUCCAGGGCGGCAGGAGGUUUUUCCAGGAGAAAGGGGAUCUACAGCUUUCUACCUGUAGGUGUGAUCUUGGGCUAAUCGAUCACUUUCUAGUCCUCAGUUUCCAUGUCUGUAAAAUGGGGUCUUGACUGAAUAAUCUCUGAGCUCCGUGCUAGGGCCUCUGAGAGUCCCCGGCCUGCGUCCCUCUGCUGCCUCCACUUCCUCCCUCCUCCUCCUUCUUUCUGAUGGCUUCCCUUCCCACCAGUUGCUGGCUGGAGAGGCCCCCAACCCCGAGGAGCAACCAAAGGUGCUACUUCCUACAAAACCCCACUGCCCUGGGGGAGAAGAUCCCUUUCCCUCAGUCCAUAAGGCUUGGGGUUCCAUCCACUGACCCUGGUGUGGUUCCUCCCCAAACCUAUACGACACACGCUGGCCCAUCUCGUGACCUUUGAGGGAAGGCUCAGUGCUCUGCCCAAGGGAUCGGUACUCCAGGGCAGUCAUCCCGACCAGACUCACCCACGUGGCCUUUCGGUCUCCUGGAGAAUCCAAGAGAAAGUGAGAGGGAAGCGGCGGGGAAUGGGCAGUGGACUCGUCUGUGGAGGGCGGGCUAUCCGAACCAAGCUGGCCCAACAAAGCACCGGGACCAAGGUGCCGGCCAACACAAGCCAGGAAACGGGAGGCCUGAGAGGAAACGGCUUGUCCAGAACCACAGCGGAUCAGGAAGAGGCCCCGGCUCCCCAGACAGCAAAGCCCCUCCUGCCAGGCCCCUGAAAACAAGACUUCCUAAAGCACUUAGCCGGCCAGGCCAUUCCUUGGGCAAGAUGAAGCCUUUGCAGGACGAGGU
Sarcophilus harrisii (Tasmanian devil) is the source of this 4486-nucleotide messenger RNA. It is a transcript of the gene DOC2B, whose product is annotated as double C2 domain beta. Gene Ontology annotation, cellular component: membrane. The record is from RefSeq and is a predicted model, not a curated record. The transcript is spliced from 9 exons. Bases 172 to 1413 code for a protein of 413 amino acids. Lineage: Eukaryota; Metazoa; Chordata; Mammalia; Dasyuromorphia; Dasyuridae.